Molecule: messenger RNA, 1581 nt
Organism: Marchantia polymorpha subsp. ruderalis
Lineage: Eukaryota; Viridiplantae; Streptophyta; Marchantiopsida; Marchantiales; Marchantiaceae
Source: the annotation of a GenBank genome assembly
UGUUUCGUUGGAAUCUCUGGAUUUCGGCAUAUGCUCGAAGAGGAAUGUGAAGUCCGAAGGUUCAGCUGACGGCUCCAGUCAGCGCAGUCCACUUGCAGACGGUCGGCGUUUGACGGUACGAGGUUUCAGAGGGUCGAGUGCAUGCGCUGUUUGCAAUUUCAAAUUUCGCCGAGCGAACACGACGACGAGGACUCGACGACGAAUCGACGACGAAGAUGGCGGCCCUGGAUCUCAUGCAGCUCGACGGCGACCAGGCGCCGACGUCCAAGCUUUUGAAGCAAGGGGCGGAAGCUGUACAUUCCUCUCCCUCGCCUCCCUCCUAUCACAUCAUUUCACGCCGUUUGCCGACGCUUUUCGAGUCUGUGGCCUGUGAAUUUCCUUGAUUUCGUGUUUUCGAAAGCUCGUUUAUGGGCCGCAAGGCGGUCGUGAAGGAGAGAUUUUCGAAGAAGUACAGGCAUCCAGUUCUGGAUGCGAAACUCACCUCGAAGAGACUUCUCGGGGAAGCUCGUCUUUUGGCCAAGGCUCGAAGGCUUGGAGUUGUCACACCAGCUCUGUACGCUGUUGAUCCUGUGACAGCAUCUCUCACCUUUGAGUAUGUACCGGGAGCAAGUGUCAAGGAUCUCUUACUCCAGUCGGGUCCUCUUCCCAGUCCAGGAGGCAAAAUAGAAGAGAUAGCUAAACAAAUUGGCAAAGCUGUUGCAAAGCUGCAUGACGGUGGUGUUGUCCAUGGGGAUCUCACGACCUCCAACAUGCUCAUACGCCCUGAUACCAAUCAAUUGGUAAUGAUCGACUUCGGGCUGAGUUUCACGUCUGCACUCCCUGAAGAUAAAGCAGUGGAUCUCUAUGUUUUGGAGCGGGCGCUGAUCUCUCUCCACUCUUCGAAUGGUGACAUUAUGGGUCUGGUGAUGUCUUCCUACAAGCAAUCUUCGAAGCUGUGGAGUUCGACCUUGAACAAAUUGGCUGCAGUGCGCAUGAGGGGUCGUAAACGAGUGAUGAUCGGUUGAUCGCUUUUCGUUGGUCGUGGGAGGCAGAUUGUUCUUCAUAAUCUUUAGUCAAUAGGAAUACGAAGUUCCGACCAAGAACUUUGUUUUUCCAAACCGAUAGCGUACCCAAAAAUUUUGACAUUAGUUCUACUUUCAAACGUCUUAGUCCAGUUUUAGAAGAUGAGAAUCAGUUUACACAGCCACCAUUUAGCAGUUGACUUCACGCCGGGUAGAAUAUGGGAAGGUUGUAAGAAGAAAGGCUUAAAGUGUACUCUAGUAACACCUGAGUGGAAAGCUUGUAAGCAGCGUUUCUGUGAUGAAAUGCUUUUACAUUGUGAAAACCGUGUCAAAAUUUAUUUUGUCAUCUAUCCUUCUACGUGGGAGCUGAUGCCUGGAAAUGACAGUGAUGUCUCAAAUGGGCAUGGAGAAGAGAUCUUAACUGCUACACGCUACGUUCAAUACCUACCAACUCUUGUUUUUGUACUGCGCCGGCACUAUUAUGGCAACCCGACUUAUUAAGGACUUUCUUCCUGUGAGAAGAAAGAUCGCCUAGAAGAGGCUAACUUAAUCAGAUGUCCAGCUGUUGACUCUCCUGUAU